Molecule: messenger RNA, 795 nt
Organism: Vitis riparia (riverbank grape)
Lineage: Eukaryota; Viridiplantae; Streptophyta; Magnoliopsida; Vitales; Vitaceae
Product: disease resistance protein RPV1-like
Exons: 3
Coding region: 1-795 (264 amino acids)
Biological process (GO): signal transduction
Source: RefSeq, a predicted model, not a curated record
AUGGCUUCUACUUCUUCCCGCUCUUAUGAUGUCUUUCUCAGUUUUAUAGGAGUAGACACUCAUGAUUCCUUCACUGCUCAUCUCUAUAGGCAGUUGUGCCGCAACGGAAUCAACAUUUUUUUAGAUGAUGAAGGGCUUGAGAGAGGGCAAGUCAUAACUCCUGCACUCGUUACAGCUAUAGAGAACUCCAAGUGCAGGAGAACAAAGGGACAGAGGGUUAUUCCAAUUUUCUAUAAUAUCGAUCCAUCAGAUGUGCGGAAUCAAAGGGGGAAAUUUGGAGAAACCGUGGUUAAACAUGAAAAGAAUUUGGCGAAUAGGGAAAGGGUGCAGAUUUGGAGGGAUGCUCUUACUGAAGUUGCCAAUUUAUCUGGUUGGCAUUUAAGGAAUAAGAAUGAGGCUAAGCUUAUUGAGGAGAUUGUUCGAAGCAUUUUGGAAGGCAUGGAUAAGACUCCGAUAAAAUCAAUUGAUGAUGGUAUGGCCCAAAAGAUACGAUCUGUUCAGAGAAUGAGGGAUCUUAUUCUGAGAACUUUGACACAAUGGGCUAGUGAUCGCCAUGAUAAUGCUAUCGCGAGAGAUUUGAUGUCAAUAGCGAGUGUAAUAAGGGCUUUUAUAAGAUCAUAUAGUCCCAAUGACAUUGCUAUCGUGACAGAAUUGAUACAAUUGGUUGGUGCAAUAAGAGAUUCUAUAGAAAUAAUUGGUCCCCAUGAUGAUGCAAUCGUGAGAGCUUUGAUACAAUUAGCUAAUGAAAUGGAGGCUCUUACACAAUCAGUUAUUUCCAAAGAUAAGGUAUCAUGA